AUGGACAUCCACAAGGAGGAGGCAAUGGGAGGUGAAUCUGUUGCCAAUCAGGCCAAGAUGGAAACAGAUCAAACGGAGGCGAAGACAGAGGCGGCAACGGUUUCACCCUUUACCGCGACUGAAGCCGAAUCUGCAGCUGCCGGGCGCUACGUGGGCGAGGUGAUCCACGAUAGCGACAUGAAAGCGCGAAUUCCCGGCCUGUUCACCCUCCUUCGAUGUGGCUGCUGCGAGCUCUGUGCCCUCCGUUUCCUCGGGCAACGCGUCUUCUCCCUCUAUCGCGAGCCCCUUCCCGUGCUCCGCUGCAUCAUGGAGUCGCUGUGGGCAACUCUCCCCGAGACCGAGCGCAGGUCCGAUGGCAGCGACUGGCGCGCCCGCUCACAAGCCACCGAGGCGGCUGCGUGCGUGGCUUGCCUGGGCACGUUGCAGAACGUGCAGUCGGACAAGUUCAUGGGACCGCUGCUGGCGGCUCUGACGGGAGGCACCGGCAAGUACGAGUUCUCGGACUACUCGCUCACCAUCACCAUGCCGGCCUCCACCGUCACCCGCCAAUACGCCCUCCACUACCACCUCCUCGCCACGCACAAAUUUACGGAAGAGUUUGAAGACAAGUCCACCAUCGUUGACAUCAAGGAAGCCAUGAAGUGGAUUCUGGGCCACGAGCUCCGCCGUCGCAUCGGUCUCAACUUCUCCCGCGAGUCGCUGUUUCACGUGGGGAUCAAGUACAAGCACGCGGAGACUGAGACGGAGCACCAUUUCCUCUACGACAUCGAGCAGUCGGGGAUGCGUCCCCAGCGAAAGAAGAAGCAGCAGCAGCACCGCGGCAGGCAACGCGCAGCUCCCCUCGAGGGGCACGAGGAGGCUUCGAAGCGGGACGAAAGCGACGAGGCGUCCCUCACAGCUGUGACGAAGACCCUGCGCAACCUGCCCAUGACCACCUUCAUCAAGUAUGGAGCUGUUCCCCCAGUGCCCAUCAACGAAGGGGCCAAGUGCGAACUCACGUUCUUCCACGAUUCCAUUUACCUCGCCGGACGCUACGCCAAGUUCUCGCGCGAGCUGAGCCAGUCGCCCUGGGUCGCGGACGGCGCCCGCGUGUCGGAGAGCUCCGUGCAGGAGCUCAUCACCGGACCCCUCAACAAACACUUCCAAGCCGAGGAUGAGAUUUUCUUCGUCGGGACGGGAGGACAUCGACGUGCGCAUGCUGGCGGAGGGACGGCCGUUCGUGCUGGAGGUCGUGGAUCCCCACCGGACCAAGUUCACCCCCGCACAUCAACGAGUCGACCCAUCUCGUCCGCAUCCGCGACCUCCAGCGAAUCACCAAGGAUAAGAGCACGGCGGUGCAGGCGGGCGAGGAGGACAAGAAGAAGACGUACCGAUGUGUGGUGUGGCUGGCCAAGGCCAUCACCCCCGACGACCUUCUCCCGCUCCAAAGCAUGA
Messenger RNA from Acanthamoeba castellanii str. Neff, 1434 nucleotides. RefSeq lists its product as uncharacterized. Gene Ontology annotation, molecular function: pseudouridine synthase activity. NCBI's taxonomy places the organism in Eukaryota, Discosea, Longamoebia, Acanthamoebidae. Gene Ontology annotation, biological process: tRNA pseudouridine synthesis. Bases 1 to 1434 code for a protein of 477 amino acids. The transcript is spliced from 11 exons. The record is from RefSeq and is a predicted model, not a curated record.